Messenger RNA from Centropristis striata (black sea bass), 4451 nucleotides. It is a transcript of the gene cry1b, whose product is annotated as cryptochrome circadian regulator 1b. The transcript is spliced from 11 exons. Lineage: Eukaryota; Metazoa; Chordata; Actinopteri; Perciformes; Serranidae. Gene Ontology annotation, biological process: entrainment of circadian clock by photoperiod; circadian regulation of gene expression; negative regulation of DNA-templated transcription. Gene Ontology annotation, molecular function: FAD binding; DNA binding. Bases 750 to 2447 code for a protein of 565 amino acids. The record is from RefSeq and is a predicted model, not a curated record. Gene Ontology annotation, cellular component: nucleus; cytoplasm.
AUUGAGAAAAUACGACAAAAAGUAGACCUUUAUGUAAGUCAAAACAGCCGCAGAUGACGUAGGCUAGGAAAGCACAUUACGGAAACGUGACAGAGAAAAAGUUGUAUAACGGCUGAUUCUGACCAAUCAGAGCGCUCCAUUCCUGUCUGCGUUGCCCUGUGGGUGGAGAGGCUGAUAGAGAAAGCAGGUCUUGCGUGUUUGUCGGGUCUACCAGGAGCUACAAUUUAUAUAUUCUGUAUAAUAUUGUGAGUGCGCGUUGACUUUGUGCAGUUAUAUAUGGAAACAAGCUGGACAUAUUCGCGCGUUUGUACUUGUUUUGCGUUCUAGUAGCUUGUGUUAACGUUACGUGGACUUCACCUACGCCUCGUUUGCGUAUAGCUUAUGAAAAUAUAACAAUUCAAGCGUCGCUGCUGGCUGAAAACGGGUUUCUUCGGAACUUAUUGACUUCAUCAUUGCUACCAACCAGGAUUAGAGCUGUACAGGUUUCUUGCGUCUUCUGUGGGUACCUGCAGUCACACAUGCAGCCACUGCUGUUCAGGAGACUCAACUCUGUGGGUAAAUACAUGGAGCUAGGUUAAAGUCGGACAACCCCUGAACGCUCCUCUGCGGAUCUACAGCCCAUAUUAAAACGUGGGCACUUGACUGUUUCGCUAGUAUAACAACGAAAGAGGUCAGAAUUUUGUUGUUUUGGGGUAACUUCCUCCAUUCAUUCUAAUCCCACCGGGGAUAAUUACAUCAAGGCAGACAACAUGGUGGUAAACACCAUCCACUGGUUCAGGAAGGGACUGCGGCUGCACGACAAUCCGUCUUUAAGGGACUCCAUCCGGGAUGCGGAUUCCCUCAGAUGUGUGUACAUCCUGGACCCUUGGUUCGCAGGGUCCUCCCAAGUGGGCAUCAACAGGUGGAGGUUUUUGUUGCAUUGCUUAGAGGACUUGGAUGCCAGCCUGCGGAAACUCAACUCUCGUUUGUUUGUCAUCCGAGGCCAGCCGACAGAUGUCUUCCCAAGGAUUUUUAAGGAAUGGCAGAUUAACCGUUUAUCUUAUGAGUAUGACUCUGAGCCGUUUGGCAAGGAACGUGAUGCUGCCAUCCAGAAACUAGCCAGCGAGGCGGGGGUAGAGGUCAUGGUGCGGACUGGACACACCCUCUACAAUCUGGACAGGAUCAUAGAACUCAAUGAUGGUCAGUCUCCUCUUACAUACAAGCGCUUCCAGGCCCUCAUCGAACGUAUGGAUGCUGUGGAGCUGCCUACAGAAACAAUCACCUCAGAGGUUCUUGGAAGAUGUGCCACGCCCCUCAGUGAAGACCAUGAUGACAAGUUUGGGGUGCCCUCCCUGGAAGAGCUUGGUUUUGAGACCGAGGGCCUGAGCACAGCAGUAUGGCCAGGUGGAGAAACAGAAGCCCUCAUGCGGCUGGAGCGGCACCUGGAGAGGAAGGCAUGGGUGGCGAACUUUGAGCGACCUCGGAUGAACGCCAACUCCCUGCUGGCCAGUCCCACAGGCCUCAGCCCCUACCUGCGCUUUGGAUGUCUCUCCUGUCGGCUCUUCUACUUCAAACUUACUGAUCUGUAUAGGAAGGUCAAGAAGAACAACAACCCGCCACUUUCCUUGUAUGGCCAGUUGUUGUGGAGAGAGUUCUUCUAUACGACUGCCACCAACAACCCCUGCUUUGACAAGAUGGAGGGAAACCCCAUGUGUGUCCAGAUCCCCUGGGACAGAAACCCAGAGGCGCUGGCCAAGUGGGCAGAGGGACGGACAGGCUUUCCCUGGAUAGACGCCAUUAUGACCCAGCUGAGGCAAGAAGGGUGGAUCCAUCAUUUGGCGAGGCACGCUGUGGCGUGCUUCCUCACCAGGGGAGACCUCUGGGUCAGCUGGGAGGAAGGCAUGAAGGUGUUCGAAGAGUUGCUUAUAGAUGCAGACUGGAGUGUAAAUGCUGGCAGCUGGAUGUGGCUCUCCUGCAGUUCAUUUUUCCAGCAGUUUUUCCACUGCUACUGCCCUGUGGGAUUUGGACGACGCACGGACCCCAAUGGGGACUUCAUACGGCGUUAUUUGCCCAUGCUGAGGGGCUUUCCGGCCAGAUACAUCUAUGAUCCUUGGAAUGCCCCAGAGGAAGUGCAGAAGGCAGCCAAGUGCAUCGUAGGAGUCCACUACCCCAGACCCAUGGUGAACCACGCUGAUGCCAGUCGCAUCAAUGUGGAGCGGAUGAAGCAAAUCUACCAGCAGCUCUCCAGCUACAGAGGACUGGGCAUGCUGGCAGCAGUACCUGCCAAUCCCAACAAUGGUGCACAUGGCAUCAACACAGGGACCAGUCAAGGUCCAGGAGGGUCCUCUGAAGGCCUCAACACAUACAAGGGAAUGUCUCAAACCGAAAGAGGACAGUCCACACAGAAGCGACGCCAUGAAGAGAUUUCACCCAAAAGCAGCUUUAAAUCCUUGAGGCAGAGCAAAUAGUGAAAGGGAAUACAAAGGGUCUCUCAGACAGUCUGUAUCAUCUAGUCGGUUCACUGUUCCCUCAGCUGACACACACUAGUGACUGUAACUAACAGCCAUCGAGGGAACAGAAAUGGGGGUGUCGGAUCCAGAUGACACUAUUGACUGUCUGUCUAAAGGAUUCCCUUCGUGCAUGAUGUCUGGAACAUGUCUUGAUUUCCGGAAAGGACACACAAAACAUCUCAGGAACCACAGAAGGAAUUAAGAGACAAUACCUAUAUUGAAGAGAAAGAACUCUGUAACCCCUUAAGAGUAUAAAAGGCAAAAACAAGUGAUCUACAAAGCCAUCACAUGAGGAUGUGAGGCCACCUAUUGUCUUCCACUAAAGUAUGUCACUGUACAACUGUUGAAACCGCUAAUUGUUAAUGUCCUUUUCCCCUCAACACCCCACAUCAGUCAGGCCAAGACAUGAUAUUUGAUGGAACUCAAGAUGAUUAUUAACCCUUGUACAUCACUAUUGACAUUUUUUGGCUUUUUGACUUUUCAUUAUGGCUGCAUAUGCCCAUUUUGGAGGCUCAACUUCAGCUCCUGAAAUAACUAUAAUUAACUGCAGAGACCCUUAGCACCUUACACACAGAAAUGUCCCCAUUGAAACCAAUCAAAACCACUUUUUUUUUUUUUUUUAAUCAUUGGGCUUAAUGCCAUUUUACUGGUUUCCACAAUGGUUAUUUCUGCAAUGAUGAUGCAAUGCAUCAAAAUAAAUUAUUAUGUUGAUAAUCAUUGAAAUAACAGACACUGGGAAAAAUAGAAAAAAGCCCCUUGCAUUUAGUGUAAAGAAUAUGAUUCAAUUUGUAGCAGUAACCCUUUAUCAGGCGAAGAACUAUAUUUGGUAGCUUCAGGUAAUAUUUUGAGAAAAAAGUUGCAAAUUUACUAGAAAAAAAAGUUGCAGAUUCAAGAGAUUUAAAGUGGCAAAUCUGCGUGAAAAAAGUCGCAGAUUUACGAGAAAAAAGUGGGGAAAAGCAAAUUUUUUCUCCCAGAUUCACCACUUUAACCCUUAAUAGGGCACUCACUGAAAUACUUCAAAUUCCAAAUAUCAACCCUAGAGAAUAUUGGAGGAUAUUACAUAAUGACAGAAUGUGUAAAAAAAACAUACGAAAAUAAUAUUUUGAGAAAAAAGUUUACGAGAUUAAAGUGGCAAAACGACUUUAAAUCUCUUAAAUCUGCAAUUUUUUUUCUUGUAGAUUUGCCACUUUAAUCUAGUACAUUUGCAACUUUUUUCUCAAAAUAUUACCUGAAGUUACCAAAUAUAGUUUUUCACCUGAUAAAAUUCUGACAAUAAAUUAAUAUUGAAUUUAUAUUCAGGUUAUAAGUUGGAUGAUUUACCUCAGUGAAAGCUGAAAAUAAUAAUAUAUAGCAUUUGAUGGCAGUGUAUUGAUGUGGGCAUUUUUGUCCUGUCAAGCAACUUUUUUUUCUUAAAGUGAGGCACAAGGGUUAAAUCACUGCAUUAUUACGUCAUUAUUAAAAGCAACAGUUCUCAUGGAUAGUAAACUGAUCAUUUUGUGAAUACGAGCCUGCUUCAGCCUCCACACCUUUUUAUGUUAAAAUUUCUUUCUCUGAAAUCUGAUUUCCAUCGAUAACAGCGUGGAAGAUUUGUUGUGUAUAUAUUUAAUAUGAAGAAUAUGUCACACUGUCAAUGUACAUAAUGUAAGUUUUUUUUUUUCAAAGCUUAAAGACACAAAGGUCUAAUGUACAGUUGCAAUGAAUAUAACAAACUGUCAUUUUUUAAAUGAAGCAGGCUUUAUAAAGGCCAUCAUACUUUUUGUAAAUACUUGUUUUUACUUCUAACUUUUGUAUAUUUGGUCCUUUGCUUUCACAACCCCUUUUUGUAACUUAUAUCUUACAAAAAAAGGCUCUACUGUGAACGCACGUGUUUUUGUCUCCCAUGUGAUCAUAAAUCUAUUAUUUUUGUAUAAAUAAUGAUCAAAUUUUAACUGUAUUGAAAUGGCAAUAAAUUACAUUGUUGUA